AAGAACUGUCGUUUGUAUACACCUGAUACAAAGCUAAGAAAAAAAUACAGAAUACAAUAAUUUUCCUAUACUUUGGCGUGUCUCGAGUUCAUAUACUUACUUAUUUAUUCCAUGGGAUGUGCCGUGAUCACAAUGGAAACUAAUUACUAAUUACAAAGUAUUGCCUGACAUUGAUUAUGCAAUGUUAUUGUUUUAUAAGCAAACCUAGCCAGUUCUAAGCUUCAGCUCAUUGAAUGACAGACAGUAAACAAUGAAGCACACAUUGAUAAUAUUUUUAAUAAUACUUAUAAAUAAAACUAAGUGUAAUGUGACUGCUAAUGCUAAAAAUGUGGGCGAAGGAGGUGUUUCGACCACACGACUACCGUCAGAAUUUUCUGGGAAUAAAAAUCUAAGUGACAAAAAGCUCGAGUCUCCGAUAAAUGUGGGGGAUGGUGGAAGUAGUGUGUAUCUGGAUGAUGUGAUAUUUGCUAUGAAGAAUCAGAACUGGACUGCAGAAGAAAAACCGUGUUUGGAUCAUAUCUACCGUUUGCUCGCUGGCUUGCAGAAUUUUACUCUUUGGGCUGUUUGGGAAUGGGACGCCCAAGCAUCAGAACCACAAGGUCUUUUAUUUGGCAAUCGCUACCAGCUUGGUAACUUCGACCAGUGUAUGAAAGCACCCUGGUCGAGGACCCAUCCAGAGUUGAAGACCAAAUACUGCCUCGCUGAGAUACGUCUGGAAAGAACAGAUAAAGCUGUGAGAAGACGAGUAGACCGACCUACUUAUCCUUAUCAAUCUGCGCUGGAUUAUAUUGAGUACCAUGUGCCUCACUCUCGUCCCCUGAACGAGUUAACAUGGGGUGCCUGUGUCCCUUCUUCAUGCCAACCAAGAACUGUGGAACGGCUGCUUGGCAUUAUGUUAGCACGCAGCCAUCUUGGAGCUGCUGGAAUCAAAGCAGACAUCAGCGUCGAUGAACCAUGUCAAAGUGCUGAAGAUGAACUGGAAUAUGAUGCAUUGUUCUAUGCGUUUUUCAUCGUAAUGGGCUCAGUGACGGCUAUCGCUCUGGUUUGCACGUACUUGAACUACCAGAGGGCACAAUUAGACUCAUCCCUAGACUCAGAUUCUAGAGAACCAGACUUCAUAAACGCAUUCUGUUUGAGAGAGAACGCUUCAGAUCUUCUUCGGAUGAGGAAGGAAGGUGUAGAAGUGUUUUACGGGAUUCGAUUUCUCACUAUAUGUCUGAUUGUGAUGGAUCAUCAGAUAGGAAUCUCCAAUGCUGGGCCCAUCAGUGAUGGGUUAACUUCUGAUGAGGAGGUGAAUAAAACUACGUUGGGUAUGCUAAUUCUACACGACGAUUUAUUUGUGGAUACCUUCUUCUUACUAUCUGGAUUCCUUACAUUCACGAAUUUGGUGAAGUUAAACAGACUACCAAACCCGCUGCUUAUUAUUCUGAAGAGAUAUGUUAGGUUGGUGGUCGCUCUGGCAGUGGUUAUCUUCUACAUCUGUGCUGUGCACCCUUACACCGGCACCGGACCACUAUGGAACAGGGCCAUAGCAUACGAUACGACGCACUGCCGCAAAAACUGGUGGCUCAACCUUCUCAUGGUCAACAAUUACAUUGACCCGGAGAAUCUUUGCAUAAUACCUUCGUGGUACAUUCCAUGUGACUUCCACUUCUUCGUGGUGUCCAUCUUGGUGUACUGCAUCUAUAGAACGUGGCCGAAAUUAGGGAUCACCAUCGCAGGCCUAUUCACGGUCGCGUCUAUUAUUGUACCUGGUGCCGUCAACUAUAUUAAUGAACUGUCUGCUGUUCAACUCUUCACAUUUGAUUUCAUACUAAACCCUCGCGGCAGCAAAGACUUCAAGUUGACUUACAUCCCGAGUCACACACGCUUCGCCUCAUACCUGGUCGGUUUCUACACUGGCUACGUGUUCGUCAAGUACAGCAGUAAAGGCAACCUGGAUAAGAUGAGACAGAAAUGGUCGGUUCUUGGUGCACUCGCUGCCUUGACACUGAUGUUACUGGUGAUGUUGUUGGGUAGUUCCUACCUGUGGCGCAGUUACCACCCGUUAGAGGGCGCCGUGUACGCUGCACUAAAUAGACCUGCCUGGGCUCUCGGUGUAGGGUUGUUAGUACUGUGCUGCUCGCUUGGACAUGUCCCGUUUAUAAAGGCAUUCCUGAGCUGGUACCCCUGGGUGCCUCUGAGCAGACUCUCCUAUGGCCUGUUCCUGACACACGCAAUACUGAUUGCAAGGAAUGUCUUCAUUACUAGAAAUCCUCAGCAUAAUGAUUACUUUGAAAUUCUGAAUGAAACAAUAGGAGUUAUAUUCUUCGGAUGUCUUGCAGCGCUUGUUCUCUUUUUACUAGCAGAAGCUCCUGCCAACAAAUUAAUGGCUUUGUGCUUGAAAUCUAAAGUCAAAAAGAUGUCAGAUCUCGAAUCGAACCCUGAUCCAAUGAGUACUACCACCAGUAUGAGCACUGUGCCGACAGGCAGCGGGUAUUUAAGCGAGAACUUACCAGGCACAAUACAAUACUCUUCUAAGAUAUAAAAUAACUUAAACACUUAAACUUAUGUACUUCCAUUAUUUGUAUAAAAGUCAUGGAACUGAUUGGAAUUACCAUCUUAUGCAAAAACCAGCACUUUAAGCAUCCAUCAAAUUACUUUAACAUAUUUUCAUUUUUAAUAUUAUUGCAAUAUGAUUUUUAUGGAAUAGAAGGCAAACGAGUUGACGGAUAACCUGGUGGUAAGCGAUCUGUACUGCCUAUGGAUACCCGCAAUAGCAGAGGAGUCACAGGCGCAUUGCCAGCCUUUGAAAAAGGAAUACGGUGUUUUCUUGAAUCGGUUCGAAAAUACCGCCGACGACAGAUCAGUCUACUUGCUGCUUUUUUUGCUGUGCAAGGUAGAAAGCUUUUUGAAAAGCGCACAGUUGUGGCCUGCAAACCAUCGAAAACUACCGAGCGAAGCCACAUUUUUUCAGAAUUAACUUAAUCAUUAUCAUUAUACACAUAAAAAUAAAAUUAUGACAAAAAACCAUUUAUAAGAUUUUGAAAUAAUCGGUGGAACUAUGUCAAACUCAAAUACAAAACAAAAACAAAGCCUUUAUUUCAAUGAAUGAUUAAUUAAUCACUUUUGAUACUUCAAAAAUUGCAUUGUUCAACCGUCUGUAUAGUAUAAGUUUAAAGAAGUAUUAAUUUUGCAUAAUUAUUUUAUGAUACACAUUUAAUUUCUUUACCUUAAUUAAACGAGUUAAAGUAAUAUUAUUCUAAAAAAAAACGAAUUCAGUUUAAGGAAAACAAUUAAACAUUUUACUUGUUUGUUUCUGAACACGACACUUUUUAUUUAAACUCAAGAAUAUUCAAAAAUAUACUAAGUAUUACGUAAAUGUUAAAAAAUAUAACCAUUAAGAGACGGUAAGUAAAUAAGUCGCUUCGUAUUGGACGAAAAGAUUCUAAGGCCAACAAAUGUUCAACGAUAUGUAUCGGCGACUUGUCAAGCGAAGCCUGCCGAUUUCGCCUGACAUAUUAGAAAGGGACAACGCGCUUAUGUCCACAGCGACGUUGGUGUUGCCAAACAUGAACAAAGUCAUAUACACACACACAUACACAC
This is a messenger RNA of Spodoptera litura, 3585 nucleotides long. Its product is annotated as nose resistant to fluoxetine protein 6-like. The record is from RefSeq and is a predicted model, not a curated record. Gene Ontology annotation, molecular function: acyltransferase activity, transferring groups other than amino-acyl groups. Lineage: Eukaryota; Metazoa; Arthropoda; Insecta; Lepidoptera; Noctuidae.